Messenger RNA from Trichoplusia ni (cabbage looper), 1285 nucleotides. RefSeq names its product rRNA methyltransferase 2, mitochondrial (gene Mrm2). Bases 226 to 978 code for a protein of 250 amino acids. Gene Ontology annotation, molecular function: rRNA (uridine-2'-O-ribose)-methyltransferase activity. The transcript is spliced from 3 exons. The record is from RefSeq and is a predicted model, not a curated record. Gene Ontology annotation, biological process: RNA methylation. Lineage: Eukaryota; Metazoa; Arthropoda; Insecta; Lepidoptera; Noctuidae. Gene Ontology annotation, cellular component: mitochondrion.
AUGUAUCGAAUAUCGACUUACAGCUGUCACAGAAAAUCGAUCGAAUCAAAAUAGUAAAUGCGUGAAGAAAAUGACUAUAGAUACGUGAAAGUGUUUGUUUUUCCUUGAUGUAACUGUGUGACAUUUAUGUUUGGCGUAAAAUCAAGUAACAUGUAUGACAUUAGACAUUAGUAUAAAAAUAGGUUAUCUUUAUCUUCAGUUGGAAACUGAAUUAAAUUGAAGACGAUGAUGCUGUCGGGCUCAUUCACACCUAAACCACUAAGCUAUACAAAGAUGUGUUUCCUCGUUAACUGUCUAAAACGUUUGAAAAGUUCGCAGCAAUGGUUAACUCGUCAAAAAGCAGAUCCUUACGUUGAAAAGGCAAAAAUAUAUAAUUACAGAUGUCGCAGUGCCUUUAAAUUAUUAGAAAUGAACGACAAAACAAACAUUUUGUCACCAGGCCUAACAGUUAUUGACCUUGGUGCAUCGCCAGGGUCAUGGACGCAAGUAGCAGUUCAAAAAACGAACGCUGAUGGAGCUGAUCCUUCCAAACCAAAGGGGAGAGUUCUAGCUAUUGAUAAACUGCAGAUAUUUCCAAUUGAGGGUGCAUCUAUAAUGAGCAAUAUGGACUUUUCUACAAUAGAAGCUCAUGAUAAAGUAAUAGCUGCUCUUGGAGGCAGUAAAGUAGACUUGGUGUUGUCAGACAUGGCUCCCAGUGCCACUGGAGUAAAGGAGCUUGAUAAAGAUAGAAUAAUUGGCCUUUGUUACAUGGCCAUUAGAUUUGCAGCACUAGUCAGUAAAGUUGAAGGCAAUUUACUCUUCAAAGUGUGGGAUGGCAAAGAAGUACCUAUACUUGAAAUGGACUUGGAAAGGUUUUACAAAAGUAUUAAAAUAUUGAAACCUCAAGCAAGCAGGUCGGAAUCAUCAGAGAAGUUUAUACUUGCUAGAGGAUUUCGAGGAAUUCAGAGGCCAUUACAGAAUGGAAGAUGGGGAGAAUAAUAAUGUUAACAUACCAACAAAUUGCAUAAAAAAUGUUGCAUAAUAAUUAUUUCAAGUUUUCAUGACAGUAGGCUGUUAUUUUUUUAUAAUAAUAGCAAUAUUAUAUCUGUACCAGAAAACAUUGUGGAAGUCUUUUAUAGUGGCUUCAAGGAGUAUUUGUGUGAUGCUUGAAAUUUGUGGAUCUGUAAAUAUUAUAAGUAGUAAAGAACAAUGAUGUCUUCCAUUUUUGUAGUGAGUAGGAAUAGUGUUUAUAAGAGUCAAAAUAUUAUCUUAUUUACUCAAGAUAUUCAAUAAGAUUACAAUUUUA